Maylandia zebra (zebra mbuna) is the source of this 1746-nucleotide messenger RNA. RefSeq names its product perforin-1-like. Lineage: Eukaryota; Metazoa; Chordata; Actinopteri; Cichliformes; Cichlidae. Gene Ontology annotation, cellular component: membrane. The record is from RefSeq and is a predicted model, not a curated record. Gene Ontology annotation, molecular function: wide pore channel activity. Gene Ontology annotation, biological process: immunological synapse formation; T cell mediated cytotoxicity; defense response to virus.
UGUACUAACCAAAGCCUGCGGUCAACUGUCAAAAUGGCAAAGCUGUGGCACGUCCUGCUCCUGUGUUGGGCAUGGAGUCCCUUGUGCCUUCCAUCCAGUGUGAGCUUCAUUGGUACACCACAGGAGUGUGAAAAGGCUCACUUUGUCCCUGGUUACAACUUGGGUGGUGAAGGCUUUGACAUUGUGACGAUGGAGAGAAAAGGUGCCUAUGUGAUCGACACUGAAACAUGGAAGAUUGGAAAUGGUAGCUGUAGGAUGUACUGUAACCGUUACAUGAAUGGCGAGAAACAGAAGGUCCCUGUUGCUGUGGUGGACUGGAGAACCCUGCCCAAGUGCAGUUUGAAGGUCUCCAGUGUGGUCUAUGAUUCUGUUGAAACUCUUGUCAAUGACUCGACAUCAUCUGUAUCCAACAACUGGAAAAUUGGCCUUGACAUCCCGGUAGAUCCUUCAGUAACAGUUGGGGUUGGCUUUGGAGGUUCUCACUCAAGAGAUUCCACCUUUGCUAUGAAAAAGUCAAAACAAGACCGCUACACCUUCUUACACCAUUCGAUCAACUGUCAUUACUAUAGCUACAGACUGGCAACAAGUCCUCCUUUGAGUCAGGAAUUCAAGCCGGCAGUUGACUCCAUUCCCCCUUAUUCCUCUAAAACUGCGCCAUUAUAUCACAAUCUGAUUGACACUUAUGGAACACAUUACAUCACACAAGUGUCUCUUGGAGGUGAAAUUAAAGCAACCACUGCUGUCAGGACCUGCAUGGCUACAAUGAAUGGACUAACAGAUACUGAUGUUAGUGACUGUUUGUCAGUUGAAGCUUCAGCUACUUUUGCAAAUUCUGCCCGUAUUAAUGCCACAAUUGAACACUGUCAGAGAAAGAAAAAGAUGUUAGGGUCUAAUCAAAGUUUCAGCAGUUCAUUUAAUGAGCGGCACACAGAAGCCAUUGGUGGAGAUAUUGAUGGAGGUGAUAUCCUCUUUGUAGGUCAAUCUGACCCCUCGGUCUAUAAAAACUGGCUCAUUUCUCUUAAAAGUAUCCCUGAUGUGGUCCAAUACAACUUAAAACCCCUACACACCAUACUGCCAUUAAAUCAUCCUGCCAGGGCAGGACUGAAGCAACAAGUGGAGCAGUACAUUAAGAAAAAUGCAGUGCUGAAGAAAUGUUCAGAAACCUGUAAGAUUGGGCACCGAUCAAACGCAAGAGAUCCUUGUGCUUGUGGCUGCAACAGUAACCAGAACAUCAAGUCAAACUGCUGUCCUGCUGGGAAAGGUCUGGCAACCUUAAAGGUGUUCAAACUUUAUGCAAAGGGUCUGUAUGGUGACAAGUGGACUGAGACAGAUGGUUCAGUGGAGGUGACAUAUGGUGAUCAGAAAAAGCGCACUGAUAUUAUAAGUAAUGAUGACAACCCUAGAUGGAGAGAAACAUUUGAGUUUGGAACCAUCACCAUCAACAUGAAAAACAAACUUAAAUUUGCUGUGUAUGAUGAGGACACUUACUGGAACAGUGAUCUGUUAGGCGAGUGUUCAUUUGAUCUGCGAGCAGGGAAGGUGAGCGACAGCUGCAUGCUGAAUCAUGGGACCUUCUUCUUUUCCUACAUCGUAGAGUGUGCACCAAGUCUUAGUGGGAACCAGUGUCAGGAGUAUAUCCCCUCGGCCAUGAGUCCGUCUUUGGCUGAGGUUUUCCACACCAGAAAUGGGGUUCUUCUUGGAAAGAUUGGGAAUAAGUAUGAGGAGCCAGCCAAUGAGAGACUUUAA